Lepisosteus oculatus (spotted gar) is the source of this 2241-nucleotide messenger RNA. RefSeq names its product family with sequence similarity 177 member A1 (gene fam177a1a). Lineage: Eukaryota; Metazoa; Chordata; Actinopteri; Semionotiformes; Lepisosteidae. The record is from RefSeq and is a predicted model, not a curated record.
UGACGUCACUUCCGGGUGCGCCCUGGAGAGCGGCCGCUCAGCCCAGCCCACAUAAACAACAACCCGGGGCAAGACGCGGGGAGAUGGCGGAGUUAUCGCUCUAUCUCACCAACGUGAACGUGUCUCUGGGACAGAACAUGGACGUGGAGAAGAACCCGGGCGUCGGGAAGGACUUCGAAAAUGUGGAGCUUGGGGAGCUGGGGAAGAAGACGACGACGGUGCAGCAGCAGCAGCAGAAGGUGCCCCGCCGGAUCAUCCACUUCGCCAGCGGGGAGACCAUGGAGGAGUACAGCACGGACGAGGAGGACGAGGCGGAGCCGGAGGAGAAGGAUCUGCUGCCGGCUAUGGACCCGUCGAAGCUGACCUGGGGACCCUACUUUUGGUUCCAUCUGUGGAGAGUUGCCACUUCAACGAUAUCGGUGUGUGACUAUCUUGGAGAGAAGAUGGCUUCACUCUUUGGUAUAACCUCACCUAAGUACCAGUAUGCCAUCGAUGAAUACUACAGGGUGAAGAAGGAGGAGGAGGAGGAAGAGGAUGAGAACCGCAUGUCCGAGGAGGCAGAGCGGCGCUUUGAGGAGCAGCAGAAGCAGGAGAGCCAGGAGCCGCACACGGAGCAGCCAGAGGGGGGGUCCGCGUCCUUCGUCAACGUCACCUUCGAGCUGGAGAAGGAGCCCCUCUCCGUUCCAGAGAGCACCCGCGUUCCUGCUCCUCUGCCCACUUAACCCGCUAUUAAAGACACAACAGAUCCCCUCGUAAUGACCUUUUUGUACCUUUUCAGCAUUGCUUGUUUGCAUGGGUUCGCUUGACUAGACUUCUGUUUGUACAGUAUAUGUGCCACAUUUGAAACACCAAACCAAUCGUUAGAUACUUCCAGCAGGAUACCUUAAUUGUUUAAAAAAAUGUGAGAGAUCCCAUAUGAGUAAAUGUUACCCUAAAAGGCUAUUUAUACUGCACAGAGAUACAUGCCUUGGUCAAAUGUAUCUCUGUUAAAAGGUUUUAGAAUUCCAGUGGCCUUUACACAGGAAACCUAAGGAGUUUCUAUGAGAUGGGGGCUAAAUGGCAGUCAGAUGCUAUUCACAAAUAUACAGUCUUAUGUCUGUAUGUUAUGCGUGUCUGGAUACCUUAAUGAAAUUUUAUAUAAGAAGUACCCAGUAGUAAACAUGUUUUACUAGAAAUGUUUUGUGCACUGAUAAACCGAGGUUUAUCAUUUCAAACCUUGUCACUUCAAGGUUAAUUAGAGCAUACAGUUUCUGUAAGGCUGUGUUUUUAAACAUCAUUUGGGAUCCUAGGGAUGCUUAUAAAAAAACUUCUGUACUUUCAUCACAAAAGUAGAAAUGGCAAUAUUGCAGAACUCAUCGUUUGAAAGGUGUAUUCUUGCAAUGACCAGGUGUCCAAAAUCUUCAUUGAUUUUGUACUGUCAAUUACCAAAGCAGUUGAAUGGUAGGAUGCCUUCAUUUAGACCUGACUGGAUAGUUUGAACACUCGUGAUCUUCACAGCAUUCAUGCAGGGGCUCUUUGAAAACGGAUGAAGGUCAUGCAUGAUCUGAUUUGACACCAUCUGUACUACAGUGGGAGAUCUAUAUUAGACACCUGGCUAUUUAGAAUAUGUAAGUAAUCAGUAAUUAACAGCUGCAUUACUAAUGUUAUGACAGCCUUCUAUGUGAGGGUAAUGUUUCUGACAUGCACUGUGAUAUACCUCGGACAUCUCCUGUUGCCUAUUAAUUCACAUGUUACAUGUGGUAUUGUUUAAUAUGAACUAUAGCUGUCUAAAAGGGAAGCAUUAAUUGUUUGCAGAAAUGGUCUGAUAUAGUAUAUCAAGAGUGAAGCGUUUAAACCAGGACUAGCUGUUACUCCUGCAAUUGGUGGAUUCAUCCUUGUUCUUACCAUGGAUUUCGUAUCUAAACUCCAUUCAUACAGACAAAACAUGAUACCCAGGCUGCAUAACCUUUACAAAACAUGGCCUUAAUUGUAUACUAUGAUAUUUUCAUUUAAUAAGUACAUUGUCUUUAUUGGAUGAUUUAGACUUUUCUCAGUGCUACUUUAGAAGAUUUUGCAGCAUGUUUAGACUUUGGCAAAACAGGCGCAGCUCCUUUUAAAUUGAUUUUAAAUCCCACAGCUAGCCUUGGCAAGUCCUGGAUUAAGCAACUAAAUUUCAGAAAGCGAAGGUCUAGUGGAACCUGGUCUACAAUUGCAUUUAAUCUGCUGCACUACAAUUAAAACAAGCUCACUUUGUUUAUAAAA